ACAAACAACAACAACAAUGUCAGCCAAAAGAAUGGACUUGAAGAAAAAAUCCCUUUUCAUCCUGAGUGGUGUCACCAAUCCCUUGGGCAAACAUUUGGCCAUUGAAAUGUGUAGCCGUUUCCAAAUGGGAUCUCUCGUCAUGCUCAUGGAUGUCGAUGACAAGUGUCUGCAAGAAGUUCGUCAAGAAAUCGAGACGUCGACCAAAGGACUGCAGGUUGUUUGCUGUAAUUUAAUGGACUGGCAGAAUGCCGAUUCCAAGUUAUUCCACAAUUUACUCGCGACUGUACUCAGCCUACCCCAGCAGGAAGCUGGAGGCUUUAGAGAAUUCGAAUUUGCUUUAAUCGUACACAACGAAGGUACUUUUGCCACUCAUAUGCUAAUGGAACCCCAAGAUGCCGAAUCCUGGAUGGCCUUUGCCAAUCAACAUUUGUAUGCUCCCGUUGCUCUCAAUCAAGAAUUCAUCAAGUGUGCCGCGCUUAAGGAUACCCCCAUGCUGCUGAUCAACAUCAACUCGCAAUUUAUGAUCCAGCCCAUGUUCUACAGUUCGUUGAAGUGCUCCUGCAAGAAGGCCCGUGACAUGUAUUUCCGUUCCAUUGCUUCCGAUGAAAGUCUUCGUAAUGUUACCGUUAUGAGUUAUGCUCCUGGUAUUCUCAAGACCCAUCAGCCACAAUACGAUGAGAACAACAACGUGAUCGAUGUCGCCGAUGUUAUGGCAGGCGAAGAGGAAGAGAAGUGGCUGAAAUUGCCAAGAGUUGAACCCCAGCAGGCCACCCUUAAGCUCAUCAAUAUUUUGGAAAAAAUCUCCUUCAUCUCUGGUCACGAUGUGGACUACUAUGACACCUAUGUUUUAUGAGGAGUACUGUACAAAUAUUAUCGGAAGCUAGGGUGCUACCGCUGCCUAGCAACUGAUAAUAUUUACACAUCGCCCAAUUCAAGAUUUCCGGACUUUGCUAUUGUUACUAUGGACCUACGAAGAGAUAACGA
This is a messenger RNA of Musca vetustissima, 984 nucleotides long. RefSeq names its product sepiapterin reductase-like. Lineage: Eukaryota; Metazoa; Arthropoda; Insecta; Diptera; Muscidae. Gene Ontology annotation, biological process: tetrahydrobiopterin biosynthetic process. The record is from RefSeq and is a predicted model, not a curated record. Bases 17 to 853 code for a protein of 278 amino acids. The transcript has a single exon. Gene Ontology annotation, molecular function: sepiapterin reductase (NADP+) activity.